AUGAUGACAGAUUUUCGAAGUUGUCAACAACAAUAUACUGAUAAUUCAUUGAUACCAUCAUCAACACCGAUCUCUGUUUCAUCUUAUGGUGCUUAUUUUCAUCCAAAUAUUGCUUAUAAUACAACAAAUGAAAUAGAUGGACAAUAUUCUCAAUUUACAUCUUCAUAUGCAUCACAAUUUUAUCACCAUCAACAGCAACCACAACAGCAACAAUCAUAUGAUUUUGAUUCAUCUUCUUCUGCUUCAUUUAUACCACAUUAUUCAACACUUCAACCAGUUAAUUCAUCUUAUACAUCAUUUUCACCAACAUCUGAACCUAAUCCUGAUAAAUCUCUUAAUUAUUUUUAUUCAUCAUUACCAUUACAAACAACACUUUCAUCAAGUUCAACAACUGAAUCACGUUCACCAUCAACUCAUUCAUGUGAUGAUGAAUCAAAUAUAACUAUAACACCAAAUAAAAAUGAUAUUCAUACAGAAUCAUCUAUGAUUAAUGGUUCAUGUGAUGGUACACGUCGUUGUUUAUUAUGGGCAUGUAAAGCAUGUAAACGUAAAACAGUAACUGUUGAUCGACGAAAAGCAGCAACAAUGCGUGAACGUCGACGUCUAAGAAAAGUCAAUGAAGCAUUUGAUACAUUAAAACGACGUACAUGUCCUAAUCCAAGUCAACGUUUACCUAAAGUUGAAAUCUUACGUAAUGCUAUUGAAUAUAUUGAAAAUUUAGAAGAUUUACUUCGUUCAUCAGGAAUUAAUUCAAGGUCAUUAAGACAUGAUUUAGAUAAUCAAAAACCAAAUAUUAAUGAGUUAUUAAAACCAAGAUCUUCAACGAUAAAUUACAGUGAAAAAUAUGAGAACUUAACUACAGAUUAUAAUAGUAAUUCAACAACACCACCUGUUUAUGAAACCAUUGAUAAUUAUCCUGAAGUGGUAUUAGCACAUCAAACAAGAUCAUCAACAAUAUCAAGUCUUGAUUGUUUAUCAAUGAUUGUUGAAAGUAUUGAUCCAAAUAAAAUAGUUACUUCAUCAAAUGGAAUAUCGAACAGUACUAUUUUAAAUCAAUGUUGUUAA
Messenger RNA from Rotaria sp. Silwood1, 1065 nucleotides. The record is from the annotation of a GenBank genome assembly. NCBI's taxonomy places the organism in Eukaryota, Metazoa, Rotifera, Eurotatoria, Philodinida, Philodinidae.